AUGUACAGUUUAAGCAUUUUGAUUGUUCUAGGGGGUAUCCUGGGGCUGUAUGUCCUGUUGAAGUCAAAGGCACCACGAGCCCCUCUCCCUCCGGGCCCAAAAGGUCUGCCCAUUAUCGGCAACGUUGGUAGUGAUCUUCCACGCGGGGGUAAAGAUUGGGAACAUUGGCUGAAGCAUAAGGAUCUAUAUGCUAAUGCGAUCCGCAGAGGGAUCGGGGGAGUCAUACUGAAGGUCGCGUACGGUUAUACCGUCGAGUUUCAUGAUCCAGAUCCGCUCGUUGAUCUCGUGGGCAAGACAGCAUUUGCAUUCGGCAAGAUAAAUCAGCCAACAGGUUAUCUGGUAGACAGUAUCCCCGCCCUGAAAUACCUGCCGAGUUGGUUUCCGGGGGCUAGGUUCAAAAAAGAAGCCCAGGAGUAUCGACGCAGAUUUGACGCAUUGGCCAAUUGGCCGUUCGCCUUUGCCCGACAUCAGAUGAAGGAGGGCAGCCAUGAACCUUCAUUCGUUUCCAGGCUGAUUGAGCAGAAAGGCUCGCUACUUAGCCCCGAGGAGGAGUUGAAGAUCAAAUGCUCGGCAGCUUCAGUCUACCAAGCCGGUUAUGAUACGACGGCAUCUACCAUCACAUCCUUCUUUCUGGCAAUGGCGCUGUUUCCUGCCGCACAGCACAGGGCCCAGGAGGAAAUCGACCGAGUUGUGGGAGCAAAGCUACCUACGCCUGAAGAUCGGGGGAAACUACCCUACGUCAAUGCGCUCAUCAACGAGGUUCUACGCUGGAACCCAGUGGUUCAAAUUGGCAUUAUGCACGCAGCCACAGAAGAUGACAUCUACGAGGGCUACCUGAUCCCCAAAGGGGCCCCGAUAGUCCCCAACAUUUGGGCAUUUGCGCACGAUCCCGACGUAUACUCUGAUCCCAUGUCAUUCAGGCCCGAGCGCUUCUUGGCAUCGGACGGACAUACACCAGAACGUGAUCCGCACACGUUGGUCUUCGGAUUUGGUCGCCGGAUUUGCCCCGGUCGUCCACUGGCUGACUUCAAUAACUUUCUUACGAUCGCACGAUCCCUCGCAGUCUUUCAGAUUCGAAAGGCCAUGAAAGACGGCAGGGAGAUCGACCCUAUUAUAGAUUAUCAGGAGGGAAUCGUUGGUCACCUAUCGCCCUUCGAGGUUAGCAUCCAACCGCGAAGCGCGAAACACGAAGCCCUCAUCCGUUCCAUUGAGGUUGAAGAUUCCAUUUCACAAGGUGACUCGGCAUACAUCAUGCGAGACACUAGACGCACCGGCCUCAACAUCGCCUUUGUCUACGAUCCAAAGGAUUACUAUGAAUCCAUAGGAUUUUCCAAGAGUGAAUGCGCCGACCUAGCUGACGAUGUGACUAUCAACGGUAUAGCGUCAGCUCUCGAAAGUCUCGGCCACCACGUGGUCCAUGUUCCCGGGAUCAAAACUCUCGUCAAGCAUCUCUCAGCAGAGCAUCAUAAGCAAUGGGAUCUUGUCUUCAACUACAGCGAAGGAGUAUUUGGCUCCGCUCGUGAGUCGCAGGUUCCCGCCCUAUUAGAAGCCUAUCAGAUCCCUUUUACCUUUUCCGAUGCUGCGACGCUCGCAACGGGUAUUGAUAAGGGAAAAACCAAGAUGCUAUUAGAACACUAUCGGAUCCCAACAAGUCCAUUUGCCAUCGUCCCCAGAUCCGGCGAACUCGUCGACUACGCCGCCCUGGCAGACCAGAUACCGUAUCCUCUCUUUGCAAAGCCAAUCGCCGCAUCCACCUCAAACGGCAUAUCACCAUCGAACAAAAUCCUCCGAAAGGAAGAUCUUCAAGAUGUCGUUGAGGACCUCCGCACCGAAUUCAAAGAUCAGGAAAUAAUCCUCGAGAAAUUCCUAGACGGCCGCGAAUUCACCGUAGCCAUCCUUGGGAGCGGCGAUCGAGCCCGAGUACUGGGGGUCUCCGAGGUGACAUGGUACAAUCCGGAGGGAAGAAAGAGUGAUGACCUCUCAGUUGACUUCGCAACAAGCUUCUCCAAGGCGGGCCGGGGUGUCGGGCAUGACAUGGGCCAUGUCCAUGCGGACCUGGCAGAUCCUCUGGUCAAGGCGGUAGCUGAGAUCGGAUUCUCCACAUACAAAGCACUAGGUUGUAAAGAUGGAGGCCGGGUUGAUAUCCGCCUAGAUGGCGCCGUGCCAUAUGUCAUCGAGGUGAAUCCAAUUUUCGGACUGCGACCUGAUCACUCUUUGUUCACUUGGAUCGCAAAAAACAACGGAAUGGAAUACCAGGACAUCAUCGCCGAGAUUGUCGACAACGCUCUAGUGAGGCAGAAACCGGCGACGGUGCCCAAUGGUUUGAAGAAUUGA
This is a messenger RNA of Aspergillus caelatus, 2334 nucleotides long. Its product is annotated as cytochrome P450. The transcript has 8 exons. Gene Ontology annotation, molecular function: oxidoreductase activity, acting on paired donors, with incorporation or reduction of molecular oxygen; ATP binding; monooxygenase activity. Bases 1 to 2334 code for a protein of 777 amino acids. The record is from RefSeq and is a predicted model, not a curated record. NCBI's taxonomy places the organism in Eukaryota, Fungi, Ascomycota, Eurotiomycetes, Eurotiales, Aspergillaceae.